Messenger RNA from Scylla paramamosain (green mud crab), 3371 nucleotides. RefSeq names its product SEC14-like protein 2. Lineage: Eukaryota; Metazoa; Arthropoda; Malacostraca; Decapoda; Portunidae. Gene Ontology annotation, cellular component: cytoplasm. The coding region runs from base 320 to 1582 and encodes 420 amino acids. The transcript is spliced from 10 exons. The record is from RefSeq and is a predicted model, not a curated record.
CAACCUGAAACUGGCAGAUAGAAGCAUACAGUUCAGCUUUCUUGUCGUGCCGUGGCGUGCUGGGUUCCUGCCUACACCUUACAUACACACACACACACACACACACACACUCCCACACCUGAGCAUUCCACCUUUAAGUACCUGGAUACAAACUGCGCGGCUGUGAACUAUAAGAACCUAAGAAUUAUCUUUAUCUAGCGUCAGAGAUACAGCUUAACCGUAUAGAUAUAGAUAAACGUUAUCUUAUCGUGGACAUCCUUUGGCGUUAGGGGAAUCAAGUGGUUAUCUCCCGUUCGGUGGCUGGGUGUUAUCUGGCGUGAUGCGGCUGUUCGGAUGGGAGACCACGUUCGGCUACGGCUCCAGCGGCAGUGGCCCGGAGUCCCUGGAACCAGAAGGAGGCGCUGACGCUAACAUGGAACUCACGCCAGAGAGAAAGGAGGCGAUCUCGCAGUUCAGGGAGCGAGUGGCGCCCCUGCUGCCCCCAGACCAGCGGCACGACCACGCCCUGCUGCAGUGGCUGAUUGCACGGAGCUUCAAUGUGGACAAGGCUGAGCAAAUGUUGAAAAAGAGCCUGGAGUGGCGGCGGGAGUUGGGGGUGGACACCGUGCUGGAGUGGGAGGCACCCGAGGUGCUCACCAAGUACUACCCAGUGGGCAUGGCCGGGCACGACAAGACAGGAUGCCCCGUGUGGGUGAUCCCCUACGGUGGGUGUGACAUGCGGGGACUGCUGUCCAGCGUUAAGAAGGCAGACUACAUUCGUUACACUAUUCGAGUGCUGGAGGCAUCACGGCGAGACAUGCAGCAGCAGACUCAGCAGCUCGGUUGGCCUGUCAAUCAGCAGUGCUGCAUCUUUGAUCUUGACAAUUUCUCUCUCAAACAUGUGACGUGGAAGCCUGCCAUGGACGUCAUCCUGGAAUUAGUGCAGCUGUAUGAAGCAAACUACCCAGAAUUUCUCAAGUGUGCCUACGUCAUCAAUGCCCCCAAGGUGUUCACACUUGCCUAUGCUCUCAUCAAGCCCUUCCUACAUGAGGUGACCCUCAAGAAGAUCAAGAUAUUUGGCCAGAGUGGGUGGAAGGAGGUGCUGCGGCAGGACAUUGAGCCUGGCCAGCUGCCUCAGCACUGGGGCGGUUCACGCACUGACCCUGACGGCAAUCCCAAAUGUCCCUCCCAGAUCUGUCUCGGGGGAGAGGUGCCAAAGAAGUACUACCUCAGCCUCAGCAAGAGCAACCUUUCCAAACUCACAGAGAAUGAGAACCUGAGUUCCAUUACACUCAGCAAAGGAGGGAAGAAGAGACUAAAAUAUGAAGUAAAGAAGCCUGGAUCCCACCUCAGGUGGGAAUUCAGAACAGAGGACUUUGACAUUGGCUUUGGUGUGUCAAGAAAAUUGAAGAAGGGGGAGGAGGAAGUGCUGGUGCCUCUACAGAGAGUGAACUCCCAGCUGGUGACAGAGGAGGGAUACCUGGUGUGCACUGAACCAGGAACCUAUGUGGUAACGUUUGACAAUGAGUUCAGCUACAUGCGCUCCAAGAAGGUCCUGUACUCUGUGAGUGUGGUGAAGCCAGACAACCUGACGGAGGAGUGACAUGACGCCCUGGACUCGCCUGUGGACGCCUCUUGAGAGAAGGAAGCACUUGCCAAACCACUUCUUUCCAUGUUGAAAUUGUGAAGCACUUGCCAAACAGUUCUUUCCAUGUUGAAAUUAUUAGGUAGAAGUGAUGGUCAUGAACACAAAUGUGACAAAGGAAUCCUCUAAGAGCAAACUUGUACCACAUAAGUUAUACUCCCUUAUGUGUCUUUCUCUCUGUUUUGUCUUUCUCUUCCUCUCUUGAAAUUAUAUAUAUAUAUAUAUAUAUAUAUAUAUAUAUAUAUAUAUAUAUAUAUAUAUAUAUAUAUAUAUAUAUAUAUAUAUAUAUAUAUAUAUAUUAUAUACACACACACACACACACACACACUAUAUAGUCCCCCUAUACAUCUUUCUGUCUGUCUACUUUCCCUCUCUACUUGCUCUCUUUGUCUUAAAACAUGUAAACUGUGUACAUAAUUUUUUUUAAUAUUCAGAUGUUUGCAGCUAUUUAUUCUCUAUACUUUAUGUGUGUGUGUGUGUGUGUGUGUGUGUGUGCGUGUGUUGGGAUGUCUGUGCUCUGAGUACUGUAAGGAACCAGUACAUACUGUGCCUUUACUCCUUCAUUUGUUAAAGUCUCAGGACAUUUCUUAGUGUUCUUGUCUGUGAUGUUUAUAUAACCCCAACAUGUGAUAAAGCUUCAAAUUAUGUUUUUAUAAGAGAUUACUCAACAGGAUAUUUUAAGCUGCAGGAUUUAUAUGCAGACAUCUCUGUUAGGGCAUUAGUAUUAGUUAGGACAUUUAAGUAGUUAGUGCAUGUAGUUUGUUUCAAGACUAUGAACUGUGGAGCUUGCAUAUUUUGGGUAUAUUUUUGCUAAACUUUCUACUACCUUUUGCACAACUUAUUGCCUUGACUAAGGUAACACUAACAUUUUUAACCAUCAGUAUUAAUGUUAGUUGUACAUACACAUUUUAUGUAAAAGUAUCCUGUAACAAGAAAUUGACGUGCUCUAUACAGAAGUGUAAUUUUUAGCCAUUUUUAGAAUACCCAAGUAAUAGUAAGUCUAAUACAUACUUUCUUCAAUAUUUAGAAAUAUUUAGUAGUCUUGAAAUUCUUUGAGUUGCACUCUGUUUCUUUAUUUUUUUCUUUUUCUUUUUAGACUCUUUCAAUGCUUCCCAUAAGUGUUUGGCCUCAGUCUUUGUUUUCUAGUUACUGGUGGACAGCACCCAUAUGGCACUGGUAUGACCUGCUGUCUCUUCAGAUUGUUAUGUGAACUACCUCUAAGGGCAUGUUAUUGUUCAAUCCAAUGGAUAAAUUUUCCCACUUUUCUUUAGUCGGUGAACCUCAUGGUCUAUCAUCAUUACUUGUUACCAUCUCUUAUACAGAAUGCAAUUAGUUGCCAGCUACUUGCAAGAAACUUUCACAGUCCAAACCAGUGUUUGAUGUCAGGGUUUCUUUUUAAGUGCAGCAAAAACUGUCUUGAUAAACAAACCAUUCUCAGGGUAAGAAAAAAUGCUACCGAGUUCACUUGGGGAGUGCCAGAAGUUGGUUUUGUUUUAAGCUUUCUGGCUGAUGUUCUCUAAAAACAUAUCUAGAUCAGUUUCAUUGAAUAUAAGAGACCAUCACUAUGCUGGUGCUGCCUGGUGCCCACUGGUCUCAGUGUCAAGCAUAGAGCUACUUAUCACAUCACCAACACAACACCAGUGCACAAUGAACAAGGACUGAGGAAUUAUUUUAGGCCAAAGUGAAUCUGUACAGCAAAACAACUUAAUGUUGAAUUAAAAUCCAAAAUAAAAUAUUUUCUAUCAAA